AGAGAGAGAGAGAAGUAGAGCUACAAGUAACACAAAGGAGUUAACUAGAGAGAGAGAGAGAGAUUGGUGUAGGGGGGGUGGGGGGAGUAGUGGGGAGGUGGAGAGUGAUGCGAACAGGGGCUUGCACAAUCCAACAGGCCCUCACAGCAGAGGCAGCCACAGUGCUGAAGCUGUCCCUGAACUUAGCAAGGAGGAGAGGCCAUGCACAAGUGACACCUCUCCACGUAGCCGCCACCCUCCUCACCUCCUCUGCCUCUUCUUCUUCUUCCUCCUCCUCUUCCUCUUCUCCAUUUCCUUCCUCCAAUCUACUCAGAAGAGCUUGUCUCAAAUCACACCCCCACCACCCUGCUUCUCACCCUCUCCAGUGCAGAGCCCUCGAGCUCUGCUUCAAUGUCGCACUCAAUAGACUCCCCACAACCCCACCACCCCCCUCCUCCUCCACUUCCUCUUGCUCCUCUACCACCACCACUGCUGCUGCUACUAACUCUCUCAUCCACUCCCACCCAACUCUCUCCAAUGCUCUCAUCGCUGCUCUCAAGAGAGCUCAAGCCCACCAAAGAAGAGGCUGCAUUGAGCUGCAGCAGCAGCAGCAGCAGCAGCAGCUGUCGCCGCAGUCGCCACAGCCGCUCUUGGCCAUCAAAGUGGAGCUCGAGCAGCUCAUCAUCUCCAUCUUGGAUGACCCGAGCGUGAGCAGAGUGAUGAGGGAGGCUGGUUUCUCCAGCACCUCUGUUAAGAGCAACUUCGAAGAACAGAGCUCCUCCUCCUCCUCCUCUGUUUCCCUCACCUCAUCAUCAUCUCCCCCGUUCUACUUUGAUCCCCAGGGAUGUUUCUGGCAAACCCAGUUCCUGAAACCCAGCUCUGAACCAAACAACCCAGCAAACCACCACUAUUUGUCACAGAGUGAGGAUCUGCGGCUGCUUUUGGAGGUGUUGGUGAGGAAGCAGGGGAGGAGGAGGAGGAGGAGUGUGGUGGUGGUGGGGGACUCUGCUCCCACCAAUGAGAGCCUUGUGAGUGAGCUGAUGAGGAGGGUGGAGAGAGGGGAUGUUCCAAAUGAGCUCAAACCCUGCUGCUUCAUCAAGUUCCAACUCUCCUAUCUCCAUUUGAGGCUAAUGAGCAGAGGAGAUGUGGACACAAAGGUGAGUGAGCUCAAGAGGAAGGUGCUUAGCUCCUCAGCUUUAGUAGAGAAGGGGGGGAGUGGUGGUGGUGGAUGUGUGAUCAUAUAUGUUGGGGAUUUGAGGUGGGUGGUUGAUGGUGAAGCAAAGGAUGGGGAGUGGGGUGGAGUGGAGUACAUGGUUGAGGAGGUUGGGAGGAUGCUGGGGGAGGUGAACAAUGGCUCACCCAACAAUGUACCCAGCAACAGGGUGUGGGUGUUGGCCACUUCAUGCUACAGCACAUACAUGAGGUGUCAAAUGAGGAAGCACUCAUUGGAGGCACAGUGGGCCCUACAAGCUGUGAUGGUUCCCUCAGGUGGGCUUGCAUUGAGCCUACAAGCUCCAACAAGUGGUUUGGACUCAAGGGUGACAAAAAUAGCUCAGUAUCCCUUCCAAAUGCUGGAGCCGCAGGCUUUUAGCCCCAGCAAGGAGGAAGAAGAUAAGCUCACCUGCUGUGUUGAAUGCAGCAGCAACUAUGAGAAAGAAGCUUCAUCCUACAGCCCAGAAGCCAAAAGCACUAACUUUGCCUCUACCACUUUGCCUCUUUGGUUGCAACCACUUAACAAGGAUAACUUGGUUGAAUUGAGGAGGAAAUGGAAUAGAUUAUGUCAGAGAAUCCAUCAUGGUCAAAACAACAGGAUUCAUCCACUCCCUUCUCUGUUUAACCAAGGCCUAACUGGGAAGAGCUUCGCUGCUUAUGCUUCCUCGCAUCCAUGGCGGCGGCUCGGUGACUCGCAGAACAAACAAAACAAGCCAUUUACUGAGCCAUGUUUGCUGAGCUUUGAUAAUACCCAGGAGGUGGGAUUAAGCUCCCUCAAGAAGCCCGAAAACCAGGAAGUGAAAACAGCUUUGGUGUUGGGCACUCCGCUUUUCUCGGAUUCGGCGACUUCGCUUGAGGCGAACAAGAGGGGAGGGAUCGGAGACCUGCGGGAACUGGAGAGGCGAUUGAAGGAGAACAUCUUUUGGCAGUUGGGCGCCGUUAGUUCGAUCGUCGAGGCUCUCGUCGAUUGUGAUGCUGGCGAGAGGAAGGGCACUUGGUUUCUGAUGCGAGGGAACGAUCGCGUCGCCAAGAGAAGGGCGGCGAUGGUGAUCGCGGAGUCCUGGUGCGGAUCGAUCGAUGGUUUAGUUUGCGUAAACGUGAGGGAAUCGGCGAGAAGAGGGAGUUCAUGCUCCGAGAUCCUCUCGGAAGCCCUGAAGAAAGACGAGAAAUGCGUGAUCUUGAUCGAGGGCAUAGAUCGAGCGGAUACCAAUUUCGCGAACUCUUUAGUAGAUGGCCUAAAAAUCGGAUCUUUUGUGGACCCAUUGGGGAGAGAAUUAGCUCUAUCGAAUUCGAUCAUCAUUCUCGCUACUUCUAGCGGCGAAGAACAGGAGAGCAAUGUGCUCGCGAUGAGGAUGUGGGUCGAAGAGCAAUUGCCAGUCGGUGAUCUCAAAAGGAAGGCUCCGACCGAAUUGCCGAACAAAUCCAAGAAACCGAGAAUCGAAAAGAACGGUUUCGAUCUGAACGUUUGCUUCGAGGAGGAGGACGACGACGAGGGAAAUGGCGAGAAGGCGAACGAGGGGGUUAACGAAGAAGAGGAGGACGCCGUCCCGAGCGAUCUCACCCACGAAGGAGGGGAUACUACGAACACCAAUCUCCCGCACGGAAUACUCGAAUCGGUCGCCGCCUCGUUCACCUUCGAAGCAGGGCCCGACUCGUUCCGACUCAUCUCCGACCACAUCGUAUCGAAGCUCAACCAAGCUUUCGACAGGACCGGCGACCGAGCGAAUGGCCUUCAUGUAGAGGAAACAGUGGUGGAGGGGAUGGUAAGAGCUUCUGGGUAUUUCCUGGAGAGUUUGUAUGAGAGGUGGGUGAGAGAGGUUUUUCAAACUGGUUUGGCAACGGUCAAAAAGGGCGGGGAAGGGGGGGUGAGGCUAGGGUUUGAGGGUAAAGAGGUAAAUUCAGGGGAGUUAGGGUUCCAGGGAUCAGUUCUACCCAGUAGGAUUCAUGUGGACUGAACACUAAUCUCGAUCAUCUGUCCCCUGUCACCAUGCAUCAUCCCUUGUAAAAUAUUAGAUUUUCCAAAAAUGCCAUUAUGUACUCUUUUUUUUUCUUAAUCUCUUUGCUUUUUUUCAUUUAUGAUCGUCGUCAUCAUCACCAUCACCAUCACCAUCAUUGUUGUUGUCCUCGCAAUCUCAACCAGAGUCCAACUUGUUUAUGUUAGUGUGGUUUCGAUUGGAUCGUGAUUCGUUCACGGAGUGAAUCAUAAUCAGAGUCGAGCCAAUCUAACCCCGUCAUUAUUAAUAAUAAGUCAAUAUUUACAUGGACAUUUAUUCUUAGGUUAGUGUCCUUAGAUACGUGUUAAGAAGCAUCUAAUAGAGGAUAAAGGUAUAAAAAAGGAGUUUCUGAGAGUAGGAUAUACUUAAAACUGCAUAACUAUUCAAAACAAUAAUUUUUUUAUACCAUAUCAUGAGCUGGUAUUAUCCCCUUGUCAAUGUAUCUAAAUAAUUGUCUAUCUAUUAUUGUUAUUAUUAUUAUUAUCAAAAGUAGCUGGUGUUGUUUUCCUUCUGUUUUUUUUUUUUUUUUUUUUGGUCUGUGGAGAGAGGACAUGAGAGGGGACAAACUCUGGCCAUCUUUUGUUCUCCCUUUUGUUUGGAGGCACUUUGCAUGCACGCUAGAAAAGUCAUUGGAAGAAGGGGGAAUAAAAAAUAACCCAAGAUAAAAAAGAAGAAGACAUGCUCACUUGUAUUCAGAUUGGUGAAAAAAGAAAAGCCUGGGUUGGGUUGGGAUGAGUGACCAAUGAAGCUUUUUGGAGUUAACACCUUUUUUGAGUCCAUUAUUGUACAUAUAUACAUAGCAUUCAUUGUUUUGCUUCAGAGAAGGAGAAGUGUUGGGUUCAUGGGUCCAUGAGAUGGUUUAAGUGACUCCUUGGUUUUAGGAUUCCAAGGAGGAAUCCAACAAAUGGGUAUGAUUGGAAGUUGUUCAAGCUAUUUACUUUUUGGGGUUUCACUUUAGGGGUUUUUAUUUUCUAAUAAUGACACAGGGUGAGAGGUGCUAUCAUAGUCAUAGAACUUCAAAAAUAAAAAGCCUAUAUAUAUCCAUUGUUACUAAAUAAUCAUCUCUUUUCUACUAGCUGGACAAAUUGAAACUUACUUAAUACCAUCUAAAAUCAAACAACUAUGAUUAGCACAUCACAUGGGAGUCUAAUAGGUUCCAUUCUAAAGCCACAUUCAUAAAAGCAUAGUUUGGUAGGAACACACAAGUCCACUACAUAACCCAUAAGAAGAUUUGCCACUCAAAAGAAAAAGGAAAAACUUAAAAAAGUUUAGGAAAGAUAACUAUGUAACUAGGUUUGCUGAGAAUGUAUAUAUACUCUCUUAGGCAAAUCAAACCCAAUAAUAGUUUGCUUAAUCAACUACAAUGAGAAAGUAUUUAAUACAUAAUCCAUAGAAAGACAAAGAGCUUUUGACAUAAGAGGGAGUUGCAGCUCACCCACAAAACCUUUAUAUCUCUCUAUCUUUUUGCUCAUCACACUUGAGCUAACAAAGGAGGUCUUCUAAUGUUGCCAUUAUAAUUCGAUGGAAAAGUAGUAAUCCUCCACCAGUCCAAUAACCAAUGAUCCUUGCGCUUCAUUAUUUUAUUCAUCUAAAAGCAAAAGCUCUUAUAUUCUUUAUCAUUGCUUUGACCC
Messenger RNA from Ananas comosus (pineapple), 4816 nucleotides. Its product is annotated as protein SMAX1-LIKE 4. The record is from RefSeq and is a predicted model, not a curated record. Bases 108 to 3146 code for a protein of 1012 amino acids. The transcript has 3 exons. Lineage: Eukaryota; Viridiplantae; Streptophyta; Magnoliopsida; Poales; Bromeliaceae.